GGCGCUGCCCGGCCAUGUGAGCGGGCGGCGGGCACCGGGGGCGCCGCGCUCCGGGCCGGCGGGGACGAUGCGCGCCGCCCGCACCUGACCAUGGAGUGCGCCCUGCUGCUGGCCUGCGCGCUGCCCGCCGCCCGCUCGGCGCCCGUGCUGCAGGCGCUCCAGCUGUGCUGCCUCUGCUGCGCGUCGGUCGCCGCGGCCAGCCACAGCGGCGGCGGCAGCGGAUUAAACGAGGAUUACGUCUUUGUCACGCCGGUGGAAGUGGACUCGAGUGGCUCCUACAUUUCCCACGACAUCUUGCACAGCAGCAGGAGAAAGCGGUGGGCACCGAGCCCCAGCCGCUCCCGGCAUUACCGAUUUUCAGCAUUUGGACAGGAACUGCACUUGGAGCUGAGGCCGGCGGCAAUCCUCAGCAGUCACUUCAGCAUCCAGGUCCUGGGGAAGGACGGCGCCCCCGCGCCCCAGGAGCCCCAGGUGCCUCGCUGCUUCUAUCAGGGAUUUAUCCGCAACGACAGCACCUCCUCCGUGGCCGUGUCUACGUGCGCCGGGCUGUCGGGGCUCAUCAGGACACGGAGACACGAAUUCCUCAUCUCGCCGUUACCUCCGCGCCUGGCCCAGGAGCACAACUUCAGCUCUCCGGCCGGCCACCAUCCUCACGUGCUGUAUAAACGGACGGCCGAGGAGACGGUGCAGCGGGGCCGGGCCCCCCCGAGCUCCAGCCAACACGGGCCCAGCCGCUCCCCACGUCCCGCCCCCCAUGCGACUCCGGAGCCACAGAACCAGCCUCCCCCUCCAAGGUGGCAAAAGCAGCAUUUUUGUGGACGACGCAAGAAAUAUGCCCCCAAGCCUCCCACCCAGGACACCUAUCUACGAUUUGAUGAAUAUGGGAGCACAGGAAGACCCAGAAGAUCAGCUGGAAAGUCACCAAAGGGCUUAAAUGUGGAGACGUUGGUGGUGGCUGACAAGAAAAUGGUGGAUAAGCACGGCAAGGGGAAUGUCACCACGUACAUUCUCACAGUCAUGAAUAUGGUUUCCAGCCUAUUUAAAGACGGGACUAUUGGGAGUGACAUCAGCAUCGUUGUAGUAAGCCUCAUUCUUCUGGAACAAGAACCUGGAGGAUUACUGAUCAACCAUCAUGCAGAUCAGUCUCUGAAUAGUUUUUGUCAGUGGCAGUCUGCCCUCAUUGGAAAAAACGGCAAGAGGCAUGACCAUGCCAUCUUACUCACGGGAUUUGAUAUUUGUUCCUGGAAGAAUGAACCAUGUGACACUCUAGGGUUUGCCCCCAUCAGUGGGAUGUGCAGCAAGUACCGGAGUUGUACCAUCAAUGAAGACACAGGGCUUGGCCUGGCCUUCACCAUCGCUCAUGAGUCAGGGCACAACUUCGGCAUGAUUCACGACGGGGAGGGCAACCCCUGCAGGAAGGCGGAGGGCAACAUCAUGUCUCCCACCCUGACUGGCAACAACGGCGUCUUCUCCUGGUCCUCGUGCAGCCGGCAGUAUCUCAAGAAAUUCCUAAGUACCCCUCAGGCUGGGUGCCUGGUGGAUGAGCCCAAGCAAACGGGACAAUACAAAUACCCAGACAAACUACCAGGACAGAUUUAUGACGCCGACACACAGUGCAAGUGGCAAUUUGGAGCAAAAGCCAAGUUAUGCAGCCUGGGUUUCGCGAAGGACAUUUGCAAAUCACUUUGGUGUCACCGAGUGGGCCACAGGUGUGAGACCAAGUUUAUGCCUGCAGCGGAGGGGACCGUGUGUGGCUUGAGCAUGUGGUGCCGGCAAGGCCAGUGUGUGAAGUUUGGGGAGCUCGGGCCCAGGCCCAUUCACGGCCAGUGGUCUGCCUGGUCCAAGUGGACAGAAUGUUCCAGAACAUGUGGUGGAGGUGUCCAGUAUCAAGAGAGACACUGCAAUAACCCCAGACCUCAGUACGGCGGCAGGUUCUGCCCGGGUCUGAGCCGUCUCUACCAGCUGUGCAAUACGGACCCUUGCCAUGGAAACAGCCUGGAUUUCCGAGCCCAGCAGUGCGCGGAAUAUAACAGCAAACCUUUCCGGGGGUGGUUCUACAAGUGGAAACCGUACACCAAGGUGGAAGAGGAAGACCGGUGUAAACUGUACUGCAAGGCCGAGAACUUUGAAUUUUUCUUUGCCAUGUCUGGAAAGGUGAAGGACGGAACUCCUUGCUCUGCCAACAAAAAUGAUGUUUGUAUCGAUGGGAUUUGUGAACCAGUGGGAUGUGACCAUGAACUUGGCUCUAAAGCAGUGUCGGAUGCCUGUGGAGUUUGCAAAGGUGAUAAUUCGACGUGCAAGUUCUACAAAGGCCUGUAUCUCAACCAGCACAAGGCAAAUGAAUAUUACCCGGUGGUCACCGUCCCUGCGGGAGCCUGGAGCAUUGAGAUCCAGGAGCUUCAGAUCUCGUCCAGCUACCUGGCAGUUCGGAGCCUCGGUCACAAGUAUUACCUCACGGGGGGCUGGAGCAUCAACUGGCCUGGGGAGUUCCAUUUCGCCGGGACCACCUUCGAAUACCAGCGCCCCUUUAACCACCCAGAACGCCUGUCUGCACCAGGACCCACCAACGAGACGCUGGUCUUUGAAAUUCUGAUGCAAGGCAAAAACCCGGGGAUAGCCUGGAAAUACGCGCUCCCCAAGGUCGCCAAUGGAACCCCACCCACCUCGGAGAAACACGUGCACUCGUGGCGCACCUCGCGGGCCGACUGCUCUGUCUCCUGCGGAGGAGGUUACAUAAGCAUAAAGGCCAUUUGCUUGCGAGAUCAAAAGAUUCCAGUCAAUUCCUCAUUCUGCAAUCCCAGAACCAAGCCGGCUACUGAACCUAAAAUCUGCAAUUCUUUCUCCUGUCCUGCCUACUGGAAGCCGGGUGAGUGGAGUGAAUGCAGCAGGUCGUGUGCUGGAGGCCAGCAGAGCCGGAAGAUCCAGUGCGUGCAGAAGCAGCCCUUCCAGCGGGAGGAGGCCGUGGUCCACUCCCUCUGCCCCGUGAGCACGCCCGCUCAGGUGCAGACGUGCAACACCCACGCCUGCCCCCCGGCAUGGAGCCUGGGGCCCUGGUCGCAGUGCUCCAAGACCUGUGGGCGUGGGGUACGGAAACGAGAGGUCCUGUGCCAGCGGCCCUCCUCCCCAGGGAGCCUGCCCGAGAGCCUGUGUGCGGGCAGCCCCCGGCCAGCCUCCCAGGAGGGCUGUGUCCUCGGACGGUGCCCCAAGAACACCCGGCUGCAGUGGACCGUGUCCUCCUGGAGUGAGUGCUCUGCCACCUGUGGCCCGGGGCUGAGGAAGAGGGAGAUGCGGUGCAGCGAGAAGGCCCAGCAGGACAAGCUGCUGACCUUCCCGGAGCGCAGGUGUCGCCACGUGAAGAAACCGCGCCUGGACUUGCAGGAGCCCUGCAGCCGUGGCCCGUGUCCCGCCAGACCAAAGUACGGUGGGGCGACAGUGGAGUGGUACGCGGCACCAUGGCAACAGUGCACGGUCACCUGUGGAGGGGGUGUCCAGACGAGAUCGGUCCACUGUGUCCAUCACGACCAGCCUUCCUUGGGUUGCCCACUCGGGAAAAAGCCCCCCGUGCUGCGAGCUUGUAAUACCAACUUCUGCCCGGCGCCCGGAAAACGAGAGGACCCGUCCUGUGUUGAUUUCUUCAGCUGGUGCCCUCUAGUUCCCCAGCACGGCGUCUGCAACCACAAGUUUUACGGCAAGCAGUGCUGUAAGUCAUGCACUCGCAAGAGCUGAGCCCCCGCCCCUCCCCCCACCGCUGCCGCCGCCACCCCAGGCUCCCCCCCACCCAGUACUGGGAGGCCAGCGUCCUGCUACCACCUCCGGAGAUCCAGCCGGCGCUGCCUUUCGGGGGGCUGCGCACCCACCCACAGGGGAGCAGCUGUCGGCUUUGAGGUGGCGCUUCCAGACCUCGCCAGCGCCCCGAAGCACAUGGUACUCUGAAGCACUUGAACCUGGCACCGCGAUGACAAAUCGGACGGAUGGAAACACACAGACAAAACCACUUCGAUGUUGCACUGCUCCACAGAGAGAAGCGCCGAGUUGCACAGGACCCCCUCGGCGUUUCACGUGGGCAAAUAGGAAAGUCACUUUGGGACCCCGGCCACUUUGGGUGCCAGCGGGUUCCGUGGCAGAGACGUCAGGGUCUGCGAGGGUGGCCGUCGACUGGGCCUCGGAGCUGUCCGAGGUGGAACCCCUCGCUGGUUCCCGGAAGCCCACGGCGUGGCCGGGAGCGCAGGCACCCCAAAGCUGAACUUCACACGCAAAGCCAAAUCCAUGGUGCUCCAAAAUCAGGCUUGCUGCUGGACUAGCAAGCUCCACAAGUUAUGUGUAUUUAGUGUGCGUGUGUGGGUUUUUAUUAUUGUUAUUAUUAUUAUUAUUAUUUUGUUUAAAGUAUAGCCUGCUUAGAGUCUGCAAGACAAAAAUUCACAACUUGAAAAAGUGUCCCAUGGAGCUCCUGGACCUCGCCGUUGCCUUGAAACACUGAACACACCACCGCCAAACUCACGUCCAAGUGAGGCACUCUGCCCGCCCCGGGAGGUCGGCCUCAUGACUUUUGGUGCUAGCCGAACCGGGCUCAGGGGAGCUGAGCAUCGCCUCACGGGGCCGCAGAACUGGUGAGACAGAGGCUCAUUCCCGGGGAAGGGCUACGACGAGCAAACUAACAGCGUUUUUUGAAGGAGAGAAGAUCCUUUAAACACUCUCUGCGUAUUAUCUGAGCUGCCUGAAAAAUUAGAGGCCGGUUGUGGGUUGGCUUUUUUUUUUUUCUUCCUACCAGCCAACAUGUUUUAAUAUGCCCGAGUAUUUGGUUCACAGGAAAAAAGAGUCACCAUGGCAACAGAAAAAAGCAUCCAUUUCCAGGCUCUGUUGGUAUUAAUCACAGGCCCUUCAGUGAACACUCGUAUUUUAUAAUCUCUCCAAUGGUAUUUUUUUUUGUCUUCUGCAGCUGGCAGCUGGUAGGCACUAAUGAGCUUAAAACUGUUGGCAAUGGGUUAAAAAAGAAAGAAAGAAUACUCUUUUGCCAAAACCAAAGUAACAGACAAGACUGAUUCCCCUGUGAUUUUUUUUUUUGAGAUGUGGCUAUAAAGGGCAUAUUUCUAUCAUUCUACCUUUGUCCUUAAUUUCUUUGAUGAUUGUAGCUCAAUUUUACUAUUUAAAAAAAUCACCAUUUAAACAGGGACUUACCAGUCCAGCAUACCACACCAAACCGUGGUCUGUUCAAUUCCGAGCGCCCUCUGCUCCCAUCCUAAUUGAAAUCAUGUGUUCUGGAAGCUCAGAGAAAUCAUGUUUGGGAUAUUGUCUCCAUUGACUUGGUUUGGCCCAGAGGGGUGGCCGUUUGUAUCAUCAGAGGAAAGAUUCUACCGCACUCCCCUUGCCCUCUGAAAAAAUGGCAAGGUACUUGUGUCUUUGUCAAACUUUCAUUUUAUUUUAUGGGAAAAAUUAAUUUAUUAAUAGCCUAUUAUGUGUUCUCACUUGCUUCUCUAAGUGAUAUUAAUUCUGAGUAAAACUGUUGAAUAAAACAAAACCAUGGAUUCUAAAGAAACGUCAAAAUAUAUGUGUAAUAUUUAAUUUUAUAAGUUUAUAAUAAAGCCCUCUGUUUCUUUAUC
Messenger RNA from Sorex araneus (European shrew), 5597 nucleotides. RefSeq names its product ADAM metallopeptidase with thrombospondin type 1 motif 18 (gene ADAMTS18). Gene Ontology annotation, molecular function: metalloendopeptidase activity. Gene Ontology annotation, cellular component: extracellular matrix. Bases 91 to 3726 code for a protein of 1211 amino acids. The transcript is spliced from 23 exons. NCBI's taxonomy places the organism in Eukaryota, Metazoa, Chordata, Mammalia, Eulipotyphla, Soricidae. Gene Ontology annotation, biological process: extracellular matrix organization; proteolysis. The record is from RefSeq and is a predicted model, not a curated record.